Myotis daubentonii (Daubenton's bat) is the source of this 2707-nucleotide messenger RNA. RefSeq names its product potassium inwardly rectifying channel subfamily J member 14 (gene KCNJ14). Lineage: Eukaryota; Metazoa; Chordata; Mammalia; Chiroptera; Vespertilionidae. Gene Ontology annotation, biological process: regulation of monoatomic ion transmembrane transport; potassium ion import across plasma membrane. Gene Ontology annotation, molecular function: inward rectifier potassium channel activity. The record is from RefSeq and is a predicted model, not a curated record. Gene Ontology annotation, cellular component: plasma membrane.
CGGGGCGCCCGCCCCCGACUAGCCCCGGUGGAGGCGCUGUCCCCGCCAAUGGGCCUGGCCGAGGCCCUGCGCCGCCUGAGCGGCGCCCUGGAGUCGGGGGCCGGCGGGGCGGGCGACGAGGAGGCCGGGCCCGGGCUGUGCCGCAACGGGUGGGCGCCGGCCCAGUGCCCGGCGGCGGCGGCGGCGGCGGGGCGGCGCGGCGGGCGCUUCGUCAAGAAGGACGGCCACUGCAACGUGCGCUUUGUGAACCUGGGCGGCCAGGGCGCGCGCUACCUGAGCGACCUGUUCACCACGUGCGUGGACGUGCGCUGGCGCUGGAUGUGCCUGCUCUUCUCCUGCUCCUUCCUCGCCUCCUGGCUGCUCUUCGGCCUGGCCUUCUGGCUCAUCGCCUCGCUGCACGGCGACCUGGCCGCGCCGCCGCCGCCCGCGCCCUGCUUCUCCCACGUGGCCAGCUUCCUGGCCGCCUUCCUCUUCGCGCUGGAGACGCAGACGUCCAUCGGCUACGGCGUGCGCAGCGUCACCGAGGAGUGCCCGGCCGCCGUGGCCGCCGUGGUGCUGCAGUGCAUCGCCGGCUGCGUCCUGGACGCCUUCGUGGUGGGCGCCGUCAUGGCCAAGAUGGCCAAGCCCAAGAAGCGCAACGAGACGCUCAUCUUCAGCGAGAACGCCGUGGUGGCGCUGCGCGACCGCCGCCUCUGCCUCAUGUGGCGCGUGGGGAACCUGCGCCGCAGCCACCUGGUCGAGGCCCACGUGCGGGCCCAGCUGUUGCAGCCUCGGGUGACCCCCGAAGGUGAGUACAUACCCCUGGACCACCGGGACGUGGACGUGGGCUUUGAUGGCGGCACGGAUCGCAUCUUCCUGGUGUCUCCCAUCACCAUCGUGCACGAGAUCGACUCCUCCAGUCCCCUCUAUGAGCUGGGGCGUGCGGAGCUGGCCCGGGCCGACUUCGAGCUGGUGGUCAUUCUCGAGGGCAUGGUGGAGGCCACGGCUAUGACCACGCAGUGUCGCUCUUCCUACCUCCCCGGUGAGCUGCUCUGGGGCCAUCGUUUUGAGCCCGUCCUCUUCCAGCGUGGCUCCCAGUAUGAGGUGGACUAUCGCCACUUCCACCGCACUUACGAGGUCCCGGGGACACCGGUCUGCAGUGCCAAGCAGCUGGAUGAGCGGGCAGAGCGGGAUUCCCACAGCCCCAAGUCUAGCUUCCCUGACUCGCUGACUGCAUUUUGUUACGAGAAUGAACUUGCUCUGAGUUGCUGCCGGGAGGAAGAGGAGGCCGAGGAGGGAGAUGAGUCGGAGGCCGAAGAGGGGGCUGCCAGCCCCCGAGUACUCACACCCACCCUGUCUCUGACCCUGCCCCCAUGAUGCCAGCUGGUGCCCCCCAUUUGUAUCCCCUUCCCAGAGGUAGCAACAUGGAGAGCCCGGGCCCUCUCCUGGGACCGACAGGCCUGCCGGGUAAAUUAUUAGCUGGUGAAGUUCUGCCUGCCUAGUGGACCCACCAUGGACACACUGGAUCUUAAUUCCUCUGUGUUGUGUGCUCCCCCCUGAGACCCCUGUACCGGCCUGAUUCCUGAGUCUGACCAGAGCUAAGGGAUCCAGGAUUCUGGACCACCCAAGAGGCAAGGACUGGUGGUUCUAGAUUCUUCUAUAUGGCUGGCGUGGGUUGUUGAGCAGGGUUCGGAAUCAGAGACAUAGGGUGCCUCUGGGGGAGGAAGUCAGCAGUUCUCCAGCAGCGAGUGAGAUCGAGAGUUUAUAGGCCUGGAUUGGUUUAAUAGUCAAGGGACUAUUGCGUCUUGGCUCAGCCAGCCAAGAAGCAAGUCCUCUUUUUCUAGACCACCUCAGCAGGAAAAAGUAUGGAACGCUCCAAGAAUUCAGGACUAACUUGAUUGACCUGGAGUGUUGACUGCAAGUCAAGAAAAGACCUGUGAUUCCAGAAAGCCCAUGUUUUGAGAUUGUUCAUCUAGACUGGCCUUAGAUAGUAGAAGUACUCCAGAAACUAAAGAGUUGGGUUUCUAGAAUGCACAAAACAACGGAGAGUCUGCUGGUCUAGGACUGCAGUGACAGAUGGGGAGUUCUUGAUAUUAGAUAACUCCAGACCGGUGGCUACAGAACGUCAAAGCAAGGGGAGAAUCGCUGCUUCUAAAUGACCCACAGGUGUGUGUUUUUAAAGUGCCAUUCUAGAAUGUCCAAAGGAACCAAGAUUCCGUGGCUCUGGAUCGACCACAGGGUCAGGGAAGGAGUGGCGAUCCUAGACGACUUCUUUGUGGUUCUGUAACGCCAAAAGGAACCAAGGCUUCAGGGAGCCAGAGUUGUCCGUGAUCGAAACCCGGAAGUUCUAAGCGGCUCCUGGAACAGUUGGACUCAGGACUUGAUAAGACAGCAUUUCUGGGCUGGCCUGAAGGUGAGGGCCCAGACAAGACCCUGCGGGUACCAGGGCUAGUGAGCGGGCACGGGAAGGGAGGGGGCCAUGGCUGGUGAGUCUGCAAUGCUCUGGAACCCUACCCCUAGUGAUGUGUAUCUAUUUCUUAAAGAUGUUAUAUAUGUGUGUAUGAUCUAUAUAUAUAAAAGCCCAAUGACUGAACAGCAGAACGACCAGAACAGCCAGUCAACCUUGCGUGAUGAUGCGCACUGACCACCAGGGGGGCAGACGCUCAAGGCAGGAGCUGCUCCCUCGUGGUCAGUGUGCUCCCAUAGCGGGUUGAUCCCCGCAGGCCAC